AUGUUUCCGUUGAGCUCUGAAAAGAAGAAUAGUUUUCUUUUCCAAGCGGUGGAGAAGGAGCAAGAAACGUUUAAGCCUCAGUUAUCUUCAUCGCCCUCUCGGUUACCAACAACAACAACAAGCACACGACGAGUCAAAGAGCGCCUCAAGGAAAAGUCAAAGAAGGGAUAUGAGAAUAUCGUAAACCGAUUGCAUCAACAUUUGGAAAAAAAGAAGCUGAAUCAACAUGCCACCAAUAAGUCGGUCUAUGAAAGCCAAGCAAUCAAAAUGAAGCAAAUGAAUCGUUUGAUUAAUUCCAUUGACUCGUGGACUCUCCACUCGAUUGAGUACCAUCUGAAAGAGAAGGAAAAGUUGUUGAGGAAUUCACUACCUUGCCUCACCCAAAAAACAACUCAUUACGAUGAAAAGAAAAAGGAAGAUCUCAUCAAACUUGCAACCUUGGAAGCAAAAGAAAGAUGUACCAUACGAAAGAGAGUUCAGGAAAAACGAGCAUCCCUGGAUGCAUAUGAACGGCUAUUGCAAUAUCAAUACAAAAGAAGGAAAUCGUUUGAGAGGGGUCAAUUAACAUUGUUUAAGGAUGAAUACUAUGAAGAGGAGAUGAAUAAUUUUAUGAAAGAAGGAUUAGGUUCCUCCACCAUCGAUAACAUGCUGAACACAAGUUGUAACAACAAAUCAGGGAAUUUGAUAAUUGCUCUUCUGGACUCAUCGGAAACUAUGGAGAUGGAACUUGGUCAGCCUCGCCCAGUUCUAACUUCAGUCAAUAUUGUAAAACGAAUGCCCGAUGAGAAAUUAAAUUUCUUAACUCAAGAGGAAAUUAAAAAACUAGAAGCUAUUAAAGAGCAAAAGAGAUUGGAAAACGAACAAGUAUUAGAAAUGGAACGAAAAAGGAAGGAGGAAGAACAUACACGAAUUAUGCAGGAACAGGAGCAUUACAUAGAGUUGGAGAUAAUUGACGAGAAAGAACGAGACCUUAACACUCAGGAGGAAAAUCAACCCUUCUCAGAAGGGACCUGCGUCGACGAGUUGACCAAUUCACAUGAACUAGAAGCGUCGAAAGAACCACAACUUCAUAUUCACAUGGUAGUUAAGGAAAUUAUGCAAAAUGUUAUUACACGAAACAAUAUUCGUGAAGCAGUUUCUCAAAUUGUUGGAAAUGUCAUCUUUGCACAGUCCACCGUCUGCAAGAAAGAGAGACCUACUAACACCUCAGAUUCUGAUAUUAUUCACAACUUUGUGUCAGAAAUACUUGCAAGAGUGAUCAAUCUAAAUUCAUGUUGA
This is a messenger RNA of Naegleria fowleri, 1278 nucleotides long. RefSeq lists its product as uncharacterized. The transcript is spliced from 3 exons. NCBI's taxonomy places the organism in Eukaryota, Heterolobosea, Eutetramitea, Acrasida, Naegleriidae. The coding region runs from base 1 to 1278 and encodes 425 amino acids. The record is from RefSeq and is a predicted model, not a curated record.